Molecule: messenger RNA, 3360 nt
Organism: Hirundo rustica (Barn swallow)
Lineage: Eukaryota; Metazoa; Chordata; Aves; Passeriformes; Hirundinidae
Gene: CD47
Product: CD47 molecule
Exons: 10
Coding region: 54-1013 (319 amino acids)
Biological process (GO): positive regulation of inflammatory response; positive regulation of cell-cell adhesion; positive regulation of phagocytosis
Cellular component (GO): plasma membrane; extracellular exosome
Molecular function (GO): thrombospondin receptor activity
Source: RefSeq, a predicted model, not a curated record
UGCGGCGCCGCUCGAGCCGUUGUUGCGCCGGGCCGCGCCGCCGCCGCUCCGCCAUGUGGCUGCUGGCCGCUUCCGUGCUGCUCGGCGCCCUGCGCGCAGGUUCUGCCGAGUUGACACUUGAGGGGGGAGGUAUAAUAGAAAAAAAUGACUGUAAUGAAACUGUGGUUUUACCUUGUUACGUGACUAAUCUGGAGGAGAAAAAUGAAAAUGCCUUGUUUGUUACAUGGAAAAAGCAAGAAACACCCAUUUUUUCUUAUCGUGGAGCAACCAAGAAGUUUACUAUUGAUCCCUCGUUUUCGUCUGCAAGAUUUUUAUCCCAGGGGAAAUUAAUCGAUGGGGAUGCCUCGCUGGUGCUCAACAGUGCACAAGCAACUGUUGGAAAUUACAGCUGUAAAGUAACAGAAUCAAACAGAGAAGGAGAAAUAAAAAUGGAACUUAAAAGCAGCUCAGUUGUCAGUUGCGGCGAUGAAACACCAGAGGAUAAACGCGGAUCAUGGUUCCUUCUAGUGGAAAGGGCUGUCAUCAUAUCACUGGUGUGCUUACUUGUUAUUUUGUGUGCAGCUCAGUUAAGUGUUAUUGGAUUAAAAUAUGAAAUUGAAUCUCAGAGGAAAGUGUGCAUUAUUGUAGCACUUGUCAUCUUUGCAGUAGUAGCCGGUGUAGGUGCUGCUCUUUUUAUCCAAGAUGGCUACACUGCACAGAAUCAGGCUGGUCUUGGCCUAAUUGUAAUUCCUGCUGUGAUUUUGGUACCACUUCAGUAUGUCAUGUUUGGAAUUGUUUUUGACAGUCUACUGCAGGCAACAUUGGCUCUGAUAGGUUUGAAACUUCUUGGUUUUAUAAUUGCUGUGGUUGGUUUUGCACUGUGUGUCCCAGCCUGUCCUCCAUUACAUGGGUCUGUUCUGAUUGCUGGCUUAGCUAUUAUGGCUAUUGCAAGUUUGCUUAGUCUGGCUUACGUGUUUUUUAUGGGUUCCAGAAUGAAAGAUCAUCCUCGUCCGGGGAACUGCAGAGCUAUGUGAUGCGUACAUAAAAAGUACACCAUUGUUGAUACACCGUGGCCUUGAUGAUGCACUACUCAACGGGAAGAAAUUCAGGAAUCUAGUUGUUUUGCAUGUGUGGCAAAAGUGCUUUUGAUAUAAAUGACAUAAUUUUAUAGUCACAGCAGCUGUAGCAAGGAACAUGUGUGUUUGCCCACAUGUGAUCUUUAUUUUCUUUUGUUAUGGUCUCUAUGGGAUGGUUGAGAGUGAGAAUAUAAAAAGCACUUAUUUGCCCAGUACAGAGUCUCCCUGCAGUAAUCCUUAGUGGUAUUAUUUUCAAAAACUGUCAUUAAUCACUGCUUUCGUAAUGGGCCUGCUGAGCCCAGAGAUUGCAAUACCAUUUAGACUAUUGUUUUCUUUAUUUGUGUGCAUGGACAAAGUAUGGUUUAUGUGUAUGAUACAAGCAGGAAGUAGAGAUUGUACAAAUACAUGUUUUCUGACAUUCAGCAGGUUUUUAUUAAAAAAAAAAAAGAAAAAGUUACACACAAAGUUGCGUAAGUACAAAGUUUACUCCCAGUUCUCCUGAAAUUAUUAACAGAGUUCUACUUCUGUGAGACAUUAGUAUUCCUCUCCACGGACAGUAGUCACGUGUGCUCUGGUGGCUGAUAUUUUUUUCCAGUGAGAGGGCUCCCUGUGCCUCCUCUGUAUCCUUUGAUGAGAAACUGCUCAGCUGUUGGAGCCUAAUUCAGCACUGGAAUUACAGAGCACAGGAGCUGGUAAUCUUAAUGCUGAAUGUGGUUCUUGUGUGUGUUCAUGUUGUGCAGUAUGUGGAACUGGAAGCAAUUUCAGGCUUUCUUAACUCAGUGAAUUUGUGAAAGUCGUGGAUGCUUCAUAAAAAUAGGAGUUGUCCUAUUCAGUGUAUUUUUGACAGAGUUUAAAUCUUGUUUUCUUGAAUGGAAAAGAGCUAUAUAAUUUCUGGCCCAGGUUUGUGUUGCUGCCGUUACAUCACAAAUACAUAAAAUAAAAAGUAGGAGUGAGGAAGAUCAGUUUCUGUAUAUAUCUAAUGGUAUGGUUAAAAAUCAGUUUACUAGGACUUGCACAUUUCAUGAGGUUCUGCUAUGUUUCACAGCUGUUUUGAGAGUUGUUCCAAUAUAGUGGGCUGCUCUUGGACUUUGUGUAUGCUUUGUAGAAAUCUUGACACUGUUUCCUGUUUGUACUAAGGUACUGUAUUUCAAAGGCACACACGAUUUUCUCCUUCUAACAAUUUCAAACUUGGUUUGGAAAGCUGUUGCCAAACAGUCAUGUAAUAAAGUCCUUGUUUUUAAAGAUCCUGAGUAAUUUGGCACUUCUCAAGAGUUGAAUGUUACAAACCAAGGUUCAUAUCCAUGUUGUGGGUGCACGUUGUAGGGAUUUGGGUCUCUGCACGUUGAGCUCCGAGUCGCAUUAAGAAUUCAACAAAAGAAAAUUGCGGUGUCUGAUUUUACAGUAGGUGCUGUCAUAAUCGUCCCUCUUGCCCAGGCUGCAGGAUUGAGCCAUUUAAAGCAAGCCAUGGGUCAGCCCUCACUGGGAUCAGUGGAACUGGACACAGGGAAGAGGAUCACCCACGGGAUAAAAUAUGGGAGAAGCGUGUAGGGUUCACGCUUAGUGUCCUGCUUUGCCAGUGGGAGUACUCACGUAAGGUUUGAGUUCUUACAUAGGAAUCUUUUGGUGCAGGUUUUUCCAUAAUCUCAGUGAUAACUAACUAAAGGUGGGAGCUGGUUCUCCAUUACAAUUCAGUAUAAAAAUUGUUCUAAUUUAGUAGUGUGCAGUGCUCCCUGUUUAUAACUAGUGAUUCCCUCUGGCAAGUUGAAAGUCUUAGCAGCAGAGGAAUAAGAAACCAAAUCAGCUGGAAUUUUGUUGAGGUAUUCUGCCUUAUAAAAACAGUUAUGUAUAAUAGCUUUAUGUUAAUUUCUGUAAAGCAAAUGGCAACAGAACCCUGCUGUGUCACCGUGGGAUCAGGCUGAGCUGUUCCUAGGAAUUGUUGAAGCACGAGGAGCUCAGUGGCUGUGUAUGGGCUGCAGAAUUGUGGCCCCAGAAAUGAGGGAAACCCAUCAUCCUGUUGCGUUAAGGGCUGGAUUUCUUGUAGGUGGGAAUUUAAAAGCAAGAAUUUAAAAAGUCAUUGGUACACCCAGCCAACCCUUUCCCACCAAGUAGUAUAAACCAAAGUUGUUCAUAACUGUUUGCUUUCAUUUGUGUGUGUACAUAUGUGUGUAUAUAUAAAUAUAUAGACAUUUUAAAUAUCUAUAGAUCUAUAGUCUUUACCCAAGAAACUUUUUAUUUAUGAAACAUAAAAUGAUUUUGUAAAUAUUGUGCUAAUAUACUUAAAAAAAUAAAGUCAUUUUAAGUUGUU